UUGCGAAUUUUAUUAUCUAUAUAUUUAUUAAUUAAUCUUUUCUUUCUCUUUAUUUUUUUAAAAUAUAUUUUGUCAAUUUUUUUUUAUUUUCUUAAAUCAAAAACCAACCAAUCGCCCACCACUUAUGUUUGUAUCGGCUGCUCACAACUACACACACACGCCUCUUUUUUUCCUUCAUAUAUAAAUUUUUUUUAAAUUUCUCUCCUUUUUUCAUUUCUUGUUUCUUUUUAUUCGCUCUAUCAACAUUUAUAUAUAUUUUUUAAUUGUUUAAAAUUUUUAUAUAUCUUUUAGUCUAUCUAAGUAUUUUUUUUAAUUUUAUUUUUUAAUAGAUUGAAAAUUUAAUUUUUGAUUUUUGUGUUGUUUUGUUGAAUUCUUUUUCCAUUUUAUAUUUAUUUAUUUUUUUUUCGCAAUUUUAGUGUAUUUUUGAAUUUUUUAAUUUGCAACAAAAAUAGGUAUUUUUUAAUAGGUUGGAGAGAGUGAAGGGAGAGUGGAUAUUUUUUUGUAAUGAACUGUUGUUGGGACUUUAAAAUUUAAAAAUUAAAAAGGAAAAUUUAAAUUAUGAUUUUAAAUAUUAAAAAAGAUUGUGAGUGUGUAGAAAAAGUGGAUUUCGAAAAAAAUAUUUUUUUGGUUAAUUUAUAUAAAAUAUUAUAUUUUUUUAUUUUUAUCAUCAAUCUUCUUCUUUUUUUACCCUAUCACCUCUCCCCCUCCUUCACCUCCUCCCCUUCUCCUUUUUCAUUUUUCUUCUUUUUACCUUAUUAAACCAAUGAAAAAAAGGGACGAAAAAGUUAAGAGAUUGUUGCACACCCCUCUAAAAAAUUUCUUUUUUUUUCCUCCAAUAAAAAAAAUUUUUUUCUUCAUAUUUUUUGUAUACG
Molecule: messenger RNA, 872 nt
Organism: Meloidogyne enterolobii
Lineage: Eukaryota; Metazoa; Nematoda; Chromadorea; Rhabditida; Meloidogynidae
Source: the annotation of a GenBank genome assembly